GAGCACCAUAUGGCCACCAAGCCCUCAGGAAUAAGACGUGUCUUCAUAGUUUUCAUCUACAAACUGGCGUCUGUUGACUUGGAUUAUUGUCAUUCUUUCUAGUACACGUUAAAGUUUGAAAAGUUGAUGGUUGGUCCAAGAGGGAAACUACAGAGCAAAGCCUUGCCCUUGCGUGUACUCGUUUUUCCACAACCAUGAAAUUGCAUUACAGGCUCUCCUUUCAGAUUUAAAGGUUCUUUUCAUUUUUCCAUUGCUAGAAGGAUGAGCUAAAAUUGGUGAGAGACAAAAGGGACCAAAGUUGAUAAUUUGAGAUUCUUUCUUGGUCAAAUCUUCAUAUGGGUUCUUGAGUUCUGAGGUUCUAUUUGCUAUUUAUCCUUAUUUGAUCAGUUUUUCUGUACGCUCCAUAAGUGAAGAAAAACAUGUAAAUCAUCUUGUAAGGGAGCACAGUGAAGGUUUUGUGAUUCAAGCAAAAGUUUCAAUUGAUGUCCAUUUGAGAGUUUCGUUUUGUCAUUGUUUCUUGUAUUAUAUUGAUGUUUUUGUACUAAAUAUUUAUUCCUGCUGUCAUUUGAGAUGGUAACUGAGAAAAGUCUUACCUUCUAGUUCCUUUUUUUUUAAUUUUUUCCAUUGUUUUGAGCAGUAUAGUUUCUCCUUUAAGAGUUCUGAUCUCUAAUUUUCAUUUCCCAGAAGUAAAUCUAGGUGUGGGUUCAGCAAAACUUGAUUUAGGAGUGGGUAAGGCUCUGCCUUGAGUUUGUUUUGGCGAUAGUUUGAGGUUUGCAUAAAUACAAUCCUACUGUUUGCUUUUUCUCUUUAAUAUGGCUGAUUAUCAGUCCAUGAUGCCCCACCAUGAAGGAGAACAACAUUUGCUAGCUGCUGCUUACCACGUUGUGAAGGCAUUACGGGCAGCCAAGAAUUUAAGUGAUGACAUGAGAAAAGUCCUUGCCGAUCUUGAUGGACACUUGUCCAAAAUGACUGAAAACACUGAAAGCAGAGGAGGAGAAUUUGCUGAAGUAGAGGAACAGCUCAAAUGUGCUGAGAAUAGGAUCUUGCGCUGGGGGUCAAACCAAACAAUGAUACGGGAUACUGGCACUGAGGAAGUUUCUGACUAUAUAGGGACUAUUGAGGAAAUUCAAACAUUGUUAGAAAGUUUAAGAAGAUUGUCUGUGGAAGGAAACGGGAAGCAUCAAGAAGUACUUGCCCGGGCUAAUAGAGCACUGCAGAUGACAAUGUUGAGGCUUAAGGAAGAACUAAUCCACAUUCUUGUUCAGCAUAAACAAUACUUUGAGCCAGAAUAUGUGUCUUUUCGUUCUUGCAAAGAUGUUAUUUAUGAUGAGUCAUUUGUUUCAAUUGAGGAUGAAUCAAGUGAUGAAUAUUCCCGGAGAGUAAACUGUGGCAGGGUUUCUGGAGAUUAUAUUGUGGACUUGAUAAAACCUCAUGUACUUCCCGAUAUCAAGACCAUUGCAAAUAUAAUGUUUGCGGCCAACUAUGAUCAGAAGUUCUGCGAGGCUUAUGUUGGUGUCAGGAAAGAUGCAUUGACUGAAUACUUUGUCAUUCUCAAAUUAAAGAAGUUUAGCAUUGAAGAUGUGCUGAAAAUGAAUUGGCCUACCUUGAGCAGUGAGAUCAAGAAAUGGAACUGGGCAAUGAAGAUCAUUAUUCGGGUCUAUCUGGCUAGUGAGAAAUAUUUAUGCAAUAAGAUCUUGGGAGAGUAUGGAACUAUUAGCUCAUUUUGCUUUGUAGAGAUUGCAAAGGCAUCCUUAAUUUGCCUAUUGAAUUUUGGGGAGGCUGUAGCAAUGAGUUCUGUUUCGCCAGAAAAAUUGUUUCGCUUGCUUGACAUGUAUGAGGUUCUGGAGGAUCUUCUCUUGGAUAUAGAUGGUUUAUUAUAUGAAGAGGCUGGUUCUUAUAUUAGGAUUGAGUUCCAUGGGCUUCUAAGGAAACUGGGAUAUGUUGCGAGGGCUGCGUUUUCUGAACUUCAGAUAGCCAUAGCUUCCAACAGAUCAUUAAAACCUUUUCCUCAAGGUGGGAUUCAUCCUCUCACAAGGUAUGUUAUGAACUACAUCAAGACCCUCACUUCAUAUGAUAAAUCCCUUAAUGUGCUUCUUGUGGACGAAGAUAGGGAUCAUACAAAUCCAGUUGUUGAGACGGCGAAUGAUCAAGACAAAUCUCCAGUCACUUUUUGUCCUUUGGCUUGUCAUCUUCGGUCAGUUACAUCUGUUCUUCAAUGCAACCUGUUUGACAAAUCCAAAUUAUACACAGAAGAGGGUCUACAGCACAUCUUUCUUAUGAAUAACAUACAUUACAUGGUUAAGAAGGUUAAGGGUUCUGACCUCAGGCUUUUCUUAGGCGAUGAAUGGAUCCGUAUGCAUAAUGGGAAAUUUCAGCAGCAUGCAACAAGCUAUGAGAGGGCCACGUGGAGUUCAGUCCUUUCUUUUAUCAGAGAUUGCCCACAUUCAAAUACCUUCUUUAAGGAAACUCCUAAAGAAAGGUGCAGGAGGUUCAAUCUUGCCUUUGAGGAGGUAUACAAAAGCCAAACUCAGUGGCUUAUCCCAGAUUCUCAGCUUAAGGAAGAUCUACAAAUCUCCAGCUCGCUGAAAGUGAUCCUUGCAUAUAGAACUUUUCUGGCGAGAAACUGUAUCUGUGACAAGUACAUCAAGUACUCAGUAGAUGAUGUGGAGUCAUUGCUCAUGGAUCUUUUUGAAGGAUCACCAAAACCAUUGAACAGUUGGCAAAAGAGAUAACACUUCAACAAAUUCCUUUUUCACUCAUUAUCUUCUGUUUCUUAUUGCAGUUGUGCUUUUCACAUCGAUUGCCAUAGAUGUAAAUGAUAUUGUAAUUAUCACAUUUGAACUAAGAAUGCUCAAGUAGAACUUGGUUUAGUUCUGUUUCAUUAGCAA
Molecule: messenger RNA, 2888 nt
Organism: Mangifera indica (mango)
Lineage: Eukaryota; Viridiplantae; Streptophyta; Magnoliopsida; Sapindales; Anacardiaceae
Product: exocyst complex component EXO70E2-like
Exons: 2
Coding region: 813-2732 (639 amino acids)
Biological process (GO): exocytosis
Cellular component (GO): exocyst
Molecular function (GO): phosphatidylinositol-4,5-bisphosphate binding
Source: RefSeq, a predicted model, not a curated record